CCUGUACUCUGUCCGCAGUCUCUGGUCAUCUCCUGUACUGUGUCCGCAGUCUCUGGUCAUCUCCUGUACUUAUGUCCGCAGUCUCUGCUCAUCUCCUGUACUAUGUCCACAGUCUCUGGUCAUCUCCUGUACUCUGUCCGCAGUCUCUGGUCAUCUCCUGUACUCUGUCCGCAGUCUCUGGUCAUCUCCUGUACUCUGUCCGCAGUCUCUGGUCAUCUCCUGUACUCUGUCUGCAGUCUCUGGUCAUCUCCUGUACUCUGUCCGCAGUUUCUGGUCAUCUCCUGUACUCUGUCCGCAGUCUCUGGUCAUCUCCUGUACUAUGUCAGCAGUCUCUGGUUAUCUCCUGUACUCUGUCCGCAGUUUCUGGUCAUCUCCUGUACUCUGUCCGCAGUCUCUCCUGGUCAUCUCCUGUACUAUGUCAGCAGUCUCUGGUCAUCUCCUGUACUAUGUCCGCAGUCUCUGGUCAUCUC
Staurois parvus is the source of this 470-nucleotide messenger RNA. The record is from the annotation of a GenBank genome assembly. NCBI's taxonomy places the organism in Eukaryota, Metazoa, Chordata, Amphibia, Anura, Ranidae.